UUCAAAUAACUUUAAUAAUUUAAGUUUCAAACUAUGUACAUACGCAGUAUGAGAUUGAUAUAUUUUUAUUUGUUUUGUGCAUUAUGAAAAAGUUAAAUAAAGUUUUCCGGGGUGUCUCUUAUUUCCUAGUAUUAUUAAUUGGAUUUAGUUCAGCAGAUGAUGACAUAGAUUAUCCGACACUUAACCCGAGUUGGAGCUAUUGUUACGAAUUUACAUGGUUUGGGCCUAAUUACAAUAAUGUAACAACAUACGAUGGUACAUGUGACGAUUAUAUAGACGACACAAGGGCCGGAGAGCACAUUCCAUGUAUAUCUCCAAUUGUAAUAACAAACGACUCUACAUUACCAGAUAUGGACUAUUUAUGGACAAACCACAGAGCAAGUGUACUUUGCAUGCGAUCGUCCAAUCAAGCCUGUGUGACGUAUACUUAUAUCGACAAUGGAAUAAUUGCCAACCGUAGUCACAUGUGUGCGAGAGUUAGUUCAAAUGAAGGUAAAAUAUCUAGUGGCUGUUACAAACAAAAAACUGGAGGUUAUGACGUACAAAUAUGCAUCUGCGAGUCGGGCUAUGGAAUAUACCCCCCAUGCAAUAGCAAAGGAACAAUCUUGUAUACUCAGAUACUUCUUAUUUUCGUUGGAAUAAUUACAAUUUUUUUAAAUAGUAGGUAAUAUAUAUAAGAAGACAUUGUAUUAAGAUACAUAUUUUAAUUUAUAUUUAAUAAAAUUUUACACACAAAAA
Molecule: messenger RNA, 738 nt
Organism: Sitophilus oryzae (rice weevil)
Lineage: Eukaryota; Metazoa; Arthropoda; Insecta; Coleoptera; Curculionidae
Exons: 4
Coding region: 84-668 (194 amino acids)
Source: RefSeq, a predicted model, not a curated record